GUCGGCUCCCCACGUGACCCACGCCAAGCCAGAGGCGCAGCAGCUAGUGUCCCAUGUGACCCACGCCAAGCGCCAGGUCGCAAAAUGGCGGCAAUGGUAGUGCCGAUUCAGAAGCUGAGUCACAAGAAAUUCAGAGCUUUACUGAAAAAAGAAAAACGCAAGAGAAAGCGGCAGGCAGCGGCUAAACAGAGAGAAGAAGAAUUAACUUGUGACAAUGACAUAGAAGAGGCAGAAGAACUUGAAGAAGAAAAAGAAUUGGAGGCUGAAAGGCAACGUUUGCAUUUAGAAUGGUUGGAAAAAGAAAAGCGGGCACAGGAAGAAUUCCUACUAAAAAAGGAAAAGGAAGCAGCAGCACAGAAAAGGCAGGAAGAGGAGGAGAGAAAAAUCAGAGAAGAAUGGGAACAGCAGCAGAUGAAAGAAAAGGAGGAAGUAGAGCACAAACGUCAGGAGCGGAGAGAACGAGAGGAGGCUGUUCAGAAAAUGCUGGAUCAGGCGGAAAGUCAGCUUGAAAAUGGUGGCACAUGGCAUAAUCCAGAAGCACCAGAGGAUUAUGGGACAGAAAAGGAUAAAUCAUAUUGUCCAUUCUUUCUUAAAACUGGGUCUUGCAGAUUUGGUGAUAGGUGCUCUCGUAAACAUGUCUAUCCAGCAUCAAGUCAGACCCUUCUUAUUAGAGCCAUGUUUAUUACUUUUGGCAUGGAAGAAAGCAGGCGAGAUGACUAUGAUACCGAUUCUGGUCUGGAGCACAGUGAGGAGGACAUUUACCAGCAGUUCAUGGAAUUUUAUGAGGAUGUGUUGCCUGAAUUUAAGAGCAUUGGGAAAGUUGUACAAUUUAAGGUCAGUUGCAAUUAUGAGCCACAUCUGAGAGGAAAUGUGUAUGUGCAAUAUCAAAAAGAAGAGGAAUGCCAGCAAGCCUUUGCACUAUUCAAUGGGCGCUGGUACGCAGGGAAACAGUUGCAGUGUGAAUUUUCACCUGUAACUCGAUGGAAAACAGCGAUAUGUGGACUUUACGAAAGGCGCAAGUGCCCCAGAGGGAAACAUUGCAACUUCCUUCAUGUGUUCCGGAAUCCUAACAGCGAAUUUUGGGAGGCUGAUCGUGAUCUCUGCACAUCACCAGAGCGAAGGAAAUCCUACUCUAACAAGUAUUCUGAGAGGCGAGAUAGAUUGAGCCAUCGUUACGAUAACCAUAGUCGAUCUAGGAGGAAGUAUAGUUGUAGUCCAGACAAAAAGCAGAGGUGGUCUGGAGAGCCUGAAAGGAAUAGGAGGAGAAGCAGGGAAAGGAGAAGGUUGCAGAGGUCCAGGAGCAGGAGCCAGGAUAAAAAACGGUCACGAAGCAAAGACAGGCAUCGCAGAAGCCGGAGUAAAGAAGCUCGCAGAUCACAAAGGUCCCGCAGCAGAAGUCAGGAACGAAGGAGGUCCAGAAGCAGAGAGAGAUGCCGAUAUAGGUCAAGGAGCAGAAGCCUGGAACGGUCACUGAGCAGAAGUCUGUCUCGAUCGAGGAGUAAAAGCCGUGACCGGUCCAACAGCAAGGACCGAGGGACAGAGAGGUCACGGUCUAAAAGCAGAAGUCCUCCUCAUGGGUGGAAUAAGAAAAGUAAGAAGGAAUCAGAAAGUAAAGAGAAAAAAAGCAAAAAGAAGGCUAAGAAAGUGAAGAAAUCUAAAAACAAGUCUGAAAACAAAUCAAAGGGCCAUAAAUCAAAAAGACUAGAACGUGAUCUCAGUCACUUGCCAGUUAGUUCACUGGAAAAGGACUCACAAGUCACCGUGGACCAUCCUGAUGUAAGAAGCCUUUCCACUUCUCCGAGUGUUAAGAGCUCUACAAGUGAUACAACAACAGCUACCAAACUGAAUGACACAAUUGAAACAGAAGCUGUUGAUGAAUGAAGGUUGGUGCUGGAAGAUGCACGACAAUGGAGUGUGGGUCUUUGGCUGCCCAAAGCAGCACUGUGAAGCUGAAGAGAAACUCUUAAAGGACUGCUAUCCAGUUGUAGAACUGGCCAGACUUUGCAUGCUAUUCAUUCCUUGAAGCAUCAUGAAAGUGCAGAAUCCUUUUGAAUAGUUUGGCAGCUAGGAUCAGUGUGGCAUUAGCACAUUGAGCUGCUGUGAUCCCUUAUACUUAGAAGUUUCCAUCCCACUUUGCUGUUUCAGAAAGAGGAAAAAUUAAUUGCGUAUCUACUACGUGCCAUCCUUUUUGGAAAAAUCUGCUUGAACCAGCAAAGUGGCCUUCUGCGCUGUAAAUGGAAUAUAGACUGAAAUAUGUCACAGAAGAGUUGUACUUUGGUGAACAUGGAUUUGUGGAGGAAACAGUUAUGUAAAGUCUUAGUAUCAUGUUAAUAAAGUUGGGACACUUACAGUAA
Messenger RNA from Amblyraja radiata (thorny skate), 2354 nucleotides. It is a transcript of the gene zrsr2, whose product is annotated as zinc finger (CCCH type), RNA-binding motif and serine/arginine rich 2. The record is from RefSeq and is a predicted model, not a curated record. Bases 85 to 1881 code for a protein of 598 amino acids. Gene Ontology annotation, cellular component: U2AF complex. Lineage: Eukaryota; Metazoa; Chordata; Chondrichthyes; Rajiformes; Rajidae. The transcript has 12 exons. Gene Ontology annotation, molecular function: RNA binding; metal ion binding. Gene Ontology annotation, biological process: mRNA splicing, via spliceosome.